GGCCAUCUGAAGCCAUGAGAGGUAUAGUACACAGUGCACAGUCUGUUGCCCUCCAACCAGCGGCCCAGGCUCCGCCAAUCAGAGUCCACCUUGUUGUCCGGAUUGCCCCUCCCCCCUCCUACGCUCAGGUUUGGCAGUAUGGUGUCAGAAGAGGGUCAUGAAGCAUAAAUCCUGAGGUAACUGGAGCCGCAGGCUUUUGCAGCGUGGGCCAGGGUCGCGGUGCCCUCACUGCUGUAAGCGUCCGUGUCUUAGUCCGUUGCGAAGCAGAGAGAGUCGUGGGAGCGGAGCUCCUAAUCAUAGAAUAAUCUGCCUGCUGGCCAACGGGGUGGCCCGUGCGGCUGAGGGGCUGCGGCCCCGGCGGCGGUGGUAGAGGUGGUGGUAUUGAUAGGGAUAGUGUUAGCGGUAGAAUUACUGGUAGAGGUAAAGUUAGUAGUAGAGGUAGCGAAGGAGAAGGAGGCUGUGGCGGCGGCGGGGGGCUCCGCUGCUUGCUGCUCGGGAGCGGGCAGAAGGGAACCGGGAAGCUUGUAGCCAGGAGUUCUCCUUCUGGCCCGGGGAUCCCUUGACCGCGUGGAGGAAGAGAAGAAAGAGAGGCAGCAGCAGGAGGCCGGGUCGCAGUGCCGCGAGAGAGCGAGAGACGGAGCAGGAAGAUGCUGCUGUCCCUGGUGCUCCACACGUACUCCAUGCGCUAUGUCCUCCCAGCUGCUGUCAUGCUGGGUACGGCCCCCACUUAUAUACUGGCGUGGCUGGGCUGGCGUCUUUUCUCCUUCUUCCUACCCGGAACACGCCUUUACCGGGAGGUGGAUGAUCGUUUCUACACCAUCUACCAGAGCAUGGUGCUCUUCUUCUUCGAAAACUACACUGGCGUCCAGGUAAAACUAUAUGGAGAUUUGCCAAAACAUAAAGAAAAUAUAAUAUACUUAUCAAAUCAUCAGUGCACAGUUGACUGGAUUAUUGCUGACAUUUUGGCAGUCAGGCAGAAUGCUCUUGGACAUGUACGAUAUGUUCUGAAAAAUGGCUUAAAAUGGCUUCCAUUGUAUGGGUGGUAUUUUUCUCAGCAUGGAGGAAUUUAUGUAAAACGAAGUUCCCGUUUUAAUGAAAUGGAAAUGAGAAACAAGCUAGAGAACCAGAUGGAUUCAGACACUCCAAUGUAUCUUGUGAUUUUCCCAGAGGGAACAAGGUACAAUCCGGAGCUAACAAAAGUUAUUUCAGCUAGUCAAAUAUAUGCUGCUGAACAAGGCCUUCCAGUGUUAAAACAUGUCUUGACGCCAAGAAUAAAGGCAACAUAUGUUGCCUUUGACUGUAUGAAGAAUUACUUAGAUGCAAUUUAUGAUGUUACAGUAGCUUACGAAGGUACUGUAGAUCAAAUGGGAAAGAGAAAAGAAGCUCCUUCUAUGGCCGAAUUUCUAUGCAAAGAAUGUCCAAAAGUUCACAUUCACGUUGAUCGCAUAGACAAAAAAGAUGUCCCAGAAGACCUGUCAUCAAUGAGAAGAUGGCUUCAUGACCGCUUUGAAAUAAAAGAUAAGUUGAUGAGAGAGUUCUAUGAUUCAUCAGAUCCUCAAAACAGAAACAAGUUUCCAGGGAAAUGUGUUGAUUCCAAACUAAGCCUCAAGAAAACUUUACCAUCUUUACUAUUCUUAGGUGGUCUGACUGCUAGUAUGCUCAUGACAGAAGCUGGAAGGAAAUUGUAUGUGAAAACUUGGAUAUAUGGAACCGUAAUUGGCUGCCUGUUGGUUAGUUUUAAAGUGUAAGCAAAUGCUGUCUUCAAUCAGUGGAAUGUGCUAACCUAUCUUUUGAGAAGCAGCUGCACGUUAACCAAACUGUUUCCUGAAUUUUAAGGAAGUGUAAAUAAAGCCUUAUUGAUUGGACAUUGGGUAAAUUACAGUUUGUGACUUCAGCCCAUUUUUGGUUGGUCUUGAAUUAGCAUUCUUAAUUUUACAAGUUUAUUCCUGAAUUUGCUGUAAAAUGAUGAGAUAAACUGAGUUAUGUUUAUGCAUUGUAUUCCCCAUGAAUUAGUGUCUGUCUUGGAUGAACUGCAGAAGAUGAAUUGAAGUGUACAGCUUGUUAUUUUUUAUGUAAUUUAAAUGGAUCAUUGAAUAUGUUACUGGAUUAUUAAUUUGCAAGACAUUCUUCCACUUUUUUUUGUUAUUUCAGGGCUUUUUCCAUAACUUGUGAUCAGAUGCUAAUCAUAGUUAACAAAGUUAAUGUUUUGUAGCUAUGUGACUUUUUUCAUGCUUUGUUUCUCCACUGCAGUCUAAGAAAUUAGUACCUAGAUUAUGAAGUGUUAUAAAGAAACAUGUAAGAAAUGUUUAUGGGAAAGAAGCUUUAUUUAUCUAAUAGUCUUUUCAUUAUUGCAUUAUUAACUGAUUUAACUACUUGCAUUUGCAAAACAUUUUAACUAUCUAAUUUUUAAUCAAAGCAGCAUAAUUUGCACACCUUCUACUGUGCACAACAGAAUGUAUAAAGUAUAAUAAAAAUUAAGUCUAAGCUAAAAUUGGGAUAACCAAAUUUUAGGAGAGCUUUUAAAAAUUUUGUUCAAUUUAAUAAAGAUUUCAGUUAAGCUAACUAGAACAUAUGUGCCAUAAAUAGUAGAUCAUUUAAGUUUUCUGUUACUUCAUAAUUAUCUGAAUAAUCAGUGUGAAUUAUAUGUUUAUUCUGUUACUCUUAGUGGGUCAAGAGUAUAUUUGAGGUAACAAAGCAUUCAAAUGUUUCUACUAACCUUAUAAGAAUGUGCCUUUUGCCUACUAGAUUUUUAACUUGAUAUUUAGUAAAAGAAUUUUUUUUAAUUUUCUUGUAUAAUUCCAUUGUAUUUUACCAGUCUUCAUUUGGAUUGGAGGUUAUGGUGUUAAUAUGUAUGGUUUACACAGUAGGCUAUUGGUGAAAGAAAUUCAUAGCCAGCCAGUAUUUGUCCUACUUAAAAUUGAACCCUUUGUAUGUAGGUUCUCACUGCUACUGCCAAUGCCCUUUGCAGUUGUCUCACGUCAAGAAAUUCUUGUUCCUAGAGGCAAUGUGACAUUUAUUUCAUCAAGUAAGAUUGAGAGAAUGAUCUUUUUUUUUUUUUUUUCAAAUUUUGUUGGAAAACCUUGAGCUGGCCGCAAAUACAAGAUUAACAUAUCUUCCCUUGAUUCUUUGAGCUUGCUUCUAUAGUUCCCUUCUGCUUUAAUGAGGUCUUUGUGACUCACUGAAUCAAAUUAAGAAAUUGCUUUUUGGCAAGAAUCAUUAAACGUGUCAACUGAAGAACAAGCUAUAGCUUGAAAUAAAUGUUUUUAUUUUUAUCAUUUUUAGUAGCCUUAUAGAUUUGCAAUUCUAGAUUUAGAUUUGUUGAUAGUGAAUUUUUGUUCUUAGAUUUACAAUGUCAGUGAUUAAGGCAAGAGAGAUAUCAAUUAAAUCAUGAUGAAUCAUGGAAAACAAUUACAGGGGAUAAUAUUUAAUAUAAUACAAUAUAGUCUGCUUCUCUGAAACCAGAGUGAGUAAACUAUUUUAAGUAACAAGUUUGGAGACUCAAGUGUGGCAAACAUAAGCAGCAUAAAAUUGUUUUAAUUUUGAACAGGACAUAGGCAAGCCCUUUGUGUGGUGUUCUGAUGCCAAACUAUUUUAAACUAAAUUUCACAUGAAAUUUAGAACAAAUUUUUAAUUUUGUUGUCUUUGGAAUAUCUUUGGAAAUGCUUUUAAAGAUACGCAAAUACAGACACAGAAAGACAAAUGCAUAUAUGUACCCACACGCACCACCAUCACUACUGGUUAAAGUUAGAAAUAAAAUCAAUCUCCAUAAUUAUGAUACUUUAUUUUUACCUAAUAACUGGAUAUCCAGUUGGUAUGUACUAUAGAUAAAAUGUAAAGUGCAUAAUUAUUUAAAUUAUGUUCAUCUGUAAUGAUACAAAAUAGCUGUGCGAUAGAAUCAAAUCUUGCUUCUGACUACAUUGACAUACUUUUUCUCACACGCUGAAAAGCUUAAUAAAAUAAUUGUUUUGUAAAUUAAUUUGCAUAUGUAUCAAAAUGUCUGGAAAAUUAGUUACUCGUAACAUGCACUGAUAUUAACUUGAAUUUUUUCCAAACUAAAAUCAAGGGCCCCCAUGCACAUAACUUUUUAUUUUUACUUUUAGUAAAAUGUUCUCAUAAAAUUUCCUUUUAAACUUUUGUUUGUAUCACUAUUAUUUACAUUUGAAUUAUUGUUUAGUUAUUCUUUACAAAAUACAAUCACUGUGCAUGCAUUUUUUGCUUUUCAGUAAAAGGUUUUAUGUGAAUGAAAGUCAGCCAAAUAAAAACUUUCUUUGUCUCUUA
Molecule: messenger RNA, 4278 nt
Organism: Monodelphis domestica (gray short-tailed opossum)
Lineage: Eukaryota; Metazoa; Chordata; Mammalia; Didelphimorphia; Didelphidae
Gene: AGPAT5
Product: 1-acylglycerol-3-phosphate O-acyltransferase 5
Biological process (GO): phosphatidylinositol acyl-chain remodeling
Cellular component (GO): endomembrane system; endoplasmic reticulum; mitochondrion
Molecular function (GO): acyltransferase activity
Source: RefSeq, a predicted model, not a curated record